Messenger RNA from Microtus ochrogaster (prairie vole), 2654 nucleotides. The record is from RefSeq and is a predicted model, not a curated record. Lineage: Eukaryota; Metazoa; Chordata; Mammalia; Rodentia; Cricetidae.
GACGUGCGCGCUCCCGUCGCGGUGUCGGCGGUGGCGAGCGGCGUCAGAGCUCGCUAGGGGGGGUUGACGGCUUCUGGCGGGUGUCGGUGUCGGGAGGCGGCGAGAGUCGGCCUAAGCCCGUGUCGCGCCUGUCUCAGGAACCUGACGGAGAGCGAGGACUCGAGGGCUUGCUCUCGAGGGUGCUGCCACCUUCCGCGUCCACGCCGUCGUGAGGAGCGCAGCCCGGACACUCCUGCGACUUCUCCGUCUCCCCACUCGCAGGCCUCGAGGCCGCGGCGGCCACCGAGACAGCGCCGCACCUCCCCCACCCCUUCCUCUCGUUCCCCCCGCCCGCCAGGGCCCGCUCGGCGCCCCACCCCCCUCCGCUCAGUCGCCCGCCCGCUCGCUCCGCCGCCGCCAUGUCGGCGCAGGCCCAGAUGCGCGCGAUGCUGGACCAGCUAAUGGGCACCUCCCGGGACGGAGAUACUACUCGACAACGAAUCAAAUUCAGCGAUGACAGAGUAUGCAAGAGCCACCUUCUCAACUGUUGUCCCCAUGAUGUCCUUUCUGGAACUAGAAUGGAUCUUGGAGAAUGCCUGAAAGUCCAUGACCUGGCUCUAAGAGCAGAUUAUGAAAUUGCAUCCAAAGAACAGGACUUUUUCUUUGAACUUGAUGCCAUGGAUCAUCUGCAGUCCUUCAUUGCAGAUUGUGAUCGAAGAACUGAAGUGUCUAAGAAAAGAUUAGCAGAAACUCAGGAAGAAAUAAGUGCUGAAGUGGCAGCAAAGGCUGAACGUGUUCAUGAGUUAAAUGAAGAAAUAGGUAAAUUGUUGGCCAAAGUGGAACAACUAGGAGCUGAAGGAAAUGUGGAAGAAUCUCAGAAAGUCAUGGAUGAAGUGGAGAAAGCACGAGCAAAGAAAAGAGAAGCAGAGGAAGUUUAUCGGAAUUCUAUGCCAGCUUCCAGUUUCCAGCAGCAGAAACUUCGAGUCUGUGAAGUUUGUUCCGCAUAUUUAGGUCUUCAUGAUAAUGACAGGCGACUUGCUGAUCAUUUUGGGGGUAAACUGCACCUGGGAUUUAUUGAAAUAAGAGAGAAACUCGAAGAAUUAAAGAGAGUUGUAGCUGAGAAGCAGGAGAAAAGAAACCAGGAACGUCUGAAACGAAGAGAAGAGAGGGAGAGAGAAGAACGGGAAAAACUGAGGAGGUCCCGCUCACAUAGCAAGAAUCCCAAAAGAUCUAGAUCCAGAGAGCAUCGUAGACACCGAUCUCGCUCCAUGUCACGAGAACGCAAGAGGAGGACUCGAUCCAAGUCUCGAGAGAAACGACAUCGCCACAGGUCCCGUUCCAGUAGCCGCAGCCGCAGCCGCAGCCACCAGAGAAGUCGGCACAGUUCUAGAGAUAGGAGCAGAGAGCGAUCCAAGAGGAGAUCCUCAAAAGAAAGAUUCAGAGACCAAGACUUAGCAUCACGUGACAGAGACAGAUCACCUCGUGACCGAGAUCGAAAAGAUAAGAAGCGGUCCUAUGAGAGUGCUAAUGGCAGAUCAGAAGACAGGAGGAGCUCUGAAGAGCGGGAAGCAGGGGAGAUCUAAUUAGCCGUGUAUAUAUCUUCAAUCCUUAAGCUUCCUAUGGAGUUAAUAUGCUAUUAUUUAGUUCACAGCCAUUUGGAGUGACAGUUCUAGAUACUGAUACAGGCUAGAUAUGAACCUAUUUUCCUUGAUAAAGCCUAAAACUACAUCCAUAGUUUCUGGUGAACCUGUAAUACCAUUCUGAACGUACAGUUUUACAUAAUAAGACACUGAUCUCUGUUCUUUCAAGUAGGAGUGAUAGUGUAUGAAUUGUGUUAAUGCCUUGCAAUUUUUGAACAUUUGUAAAAUUCUGUCUUCCUUUCUAUUCCAAACAGCAGCAGCUUUGGGAAUUUUUCUUUUAUAAUUCUUCUUCCUUUGACUUUUGUAUCUCCUAAUACCUGUGCCUCCAACUGUAAGAGAAAAGGGGGCAGGGAAGCAAUAUAACUUCUGUUCUAAGGUUCUGUUCACCUCAAUUACUAGUUGAUUAUAGUUGAGCAUUUCUACCGGAUUGUGUGCUGGUGAAACUUACACAGGGCUGUCUUGUUUGGGGCCCUAUUAGAGUUGGAAGUUGAACAGCUGUUGUGUUACUUUUGCUUUUUUAUUGAAAGUUUGAAACCAGACUUGUCUUUUUUUUUUUUUUGUUCUAUUAAAACUGCUAUGUUCAGUAUAUUGGGGAUGGGGCAGGGACUGUUUCAUAAUAAGCACUUGUUUUAUUGUGUGUGUGUGAGUGUGUGGAGUAUAAAGGCUAUACUCUUAAUUGUAAAAAUAAUAAAAGGAAAAGAAACAAUCAUCAUCACUACCAUCAUUACUCUGUAACCUGUUUAGUAAGUUGUCACUAGAACUCUUUGCUGUGCUAUUUUCCUCUGUUCUGUAACAUCCUUAACAGUGCCUUACUGUACAAGGCACCAAAGGUAGUAAGUAUGUAAUUGUGGAUUUCAGAUGUACUGUUGCUCCACCCAAAUCUCUUGCUGACUAUACUCCACUAUUUCAGAGCUGUGUUUAACAGCUUCUAUAAGGAAAGAUUGGACCUGUAGAAGCAACUAAGAGUCUCUUGUUUGUAUUCCUUAAUUGACAAGCCUGAAUAAAAUCAAUAUGUAACCAAUAUAAUGAAACCAA